Messenger RNA from Dibothriocephalus latus, 306 nucleotides. The record is from the annotation of a GenBank genome assembly. Lineage: Eukaryota; Metazoa; Platyhelminthes; Cestoda; Diphyllobothriidea; Diphyllobothriidae.
GUCCAGAAGGGCUUUCGCAAAGAUGUCUUUAACGCCAGUGCCCCGACGGCCUUCAAACGAAAGCUUCUGCAUUUCCACCUGAACAAGAAGCAUUAUCGAAUGGAAAUGUAUGAGGUUCCAAUCAGCUGGAAGUCUCUGACAUCCGACGACGUCUUUAUUUAUGACGAGGGUGCCAAGAUGAGUCAGUGGAACGGAAGCAAAUGCGAUGAGGAGGAGCGAAUAACGGAAGGAUGGGUGGUACCAGUUAGUGUCAUUUUGGAUGAUUCCUUCAUAGUGAGCAUAUUACGUCGCACCUUAAGUAAUUAA